Molecule: messenger RNA, 927 nt
Organism: Pyricularia pennisetigena
Lineage: Eukaryota; Fungi; Ascomycota; Sordariomycetes; Magnaporthales; Pyriculariaceae
Exons: 1
Coding region: 1-927 (308 amino acids)
Biological process (GO): cytochrome c-heme linkage
Cellular component (GO): mitochondrion
Molecular function (GO): holocytochrome-c synthase activity
Source: RefSeq, a predicted model, not a curated record
AUGGUGGACGGCAGCAGCAGCAGCAGCAGCAAUGACGCUGCGGCCGACAAGUGCCCCGUCGACCACAAGUCCCGCGAGGUCUGGCUGCAGCAGGCCCGCGCCGCCCAGGAAGCCGGCGCGCCGCCGCCACCGAUGCCACCACACCCGAUUCCGGCCUCGGCCUCAUCAUUACCACCACCGCCGACCUCGAGCUCGCCAGGUUCAUCGUCGUCAUGGAACCCACUAAGCUGGCGCGUUCCAUUCUGGCACAGCACCACCGCAUCACAAACAACCCUCGAAUCGCAGGCACCGCGACCUGCGGCCCGGCCCCAACUCGACGAGCACCGCGUCGUAUCCUCCAUCCCGCGGUCGUCGGCCUCGCCCGGCCAACCGACCGGCUCGGCGCCGCCGCCGCCAUCCCGCCCCGUCAACCACGAGAUCGAAACCGGCGCGGACCCGCACACGGGGAACUGGAUCUACCCGUCGGAGAAGAUGUUCUUCGAGGCGCUGAAGCGCAAGGGCACGGCGGGCGACACGCGGCCCGUCGACAUGCGGACCGUCGUGCCCAUCCACAACGCCGUCAACGAGCGCGCCUGGAAGGAGAUCAAGGAGUGGGAGGCGCCGUACCUGGACGGCGCGGGCGGCGGUGGGAACAAAUGCGGCGGGCCCAAGCUCGAGAGCUUCUCGGGCCUCGCCGCCAAGAUGACCCCGCGGGCGAGAAUCAAUACCCUGCUGGGUUACACGGCGCCCUUUGAUCGGCACGACUGGGUCGUCGACCGCUGCGGGAAGAAGAUCGAGUAUGUCAUCGACUUUUAUGCGGGGAGGCCCGGGGCCGCGCAGCAACAGCAGCAGGGCCCGCAGAUAAAUUUCUAUUUGGACGUAAGGCCCAAGCUGAACAGUUGGGAGGGGGUCAAGAUGAGGGCGUUGCGGUUCGUUGGUGCUACAUAG